Messenger RNA from Egretta garzetta (little egret), 1871 nucleotides. It is a transcript of the gene CLBA1, whose product is annotated as clathrin binding box of aftiphilin containing 1. Gene Ontology annotation, biological process: intracellular transport. Bases 247 to 1212 code for a protein of 321 amino acids. The transcript has 5 exons. The record is from RefSeq and is a predicted model, not a curated record. Gene Ontology annotation, cellular component: AP-1 adaptor complex; trans-Golgi network membrane. Gene Ontology annotation, molecular function: clathrin binding. NCBI's taxonomy places the organism in Eukaryota, Metazoa, Chordata, Aves, Pelecaniformes, Ardeidae.
CUGAAUAACAUGCACAUGCUGAUUACUGGAGGAGAGGCUGAAGGACAUCCUGUUUUGAUUUAGCAGUGGUGUUAUUCUUUGGGGUGAAAUGAAGAAUUUGAUUCUGUUUUGGAAAUAUUCAGAUUUCUAACGCAACUCAACUUCAGUAGCCUUUUUGCCAUACAGAUUUCAAGAAAUGAAUUUUUCUUAGAGGCGCAGAACCUGUCACUAGUAGAAAGUCUUACUGACCCAGACGCAUCCCACCGGAUGUCUCUAAAAGACCUCGGGGUUGAAGUAGGUGGUAUGUCUCUUGAGGAAAGCGACUGUAACACAAAUGAAAGGACAAAUAAUGAAGAAAUUCUUAAUCUUGUCGUAAUGCAGCAAAGCCUCCCAGUAGUGAAUAGCAAAGGGCGAAGUUGUGAGGGGCUUUCUGCGAGCAGUUACAGUACCUCAGAACCCAGCGGUUCCUGGGGUGAUUUUGAAGGCUUCAAGGAGUCCUUGGACAGGUCAGAGAGAUUCAGUUAUAAUCUUGAAGUUUUGGUGAAGCCAACAAAAACUUCUAGAGUUGAUACGGAGUUAAGCAGCGGACAUAGCAGCACUUCUGCUGGUCACUUUUGUUCUGAGCCAUCUGCGCAGAGUGGGAUGCAGGAGGCUUCGAGCUCUCUAACUGAGGCAAACCACAUCUAUGAGGAUAUAUUUAAGUUGGGCUUUCCAGAAGUCUUUGUAUCGCAGUCCAGAGAGAGGAUAAGAGGCUUAAAUGAAGUACUUGAUACAGAUAAUGAAGAUGUUGGGAUUCCUGAACUUACGAAGAAUCAACUUUGCAUUGAUUCUGGAAACAUAUGGAGAACACUUAGAGGCUUUGAUAAUACCCCCAGCUUAAGACAUCCCUGGAGUAAAUCUCAUUGCCAAGAAAACCUCUUGAGUGUUCUUGGAAUAGAUGCAAAUCAAAAGGACUUUUCAGAGAUUCAGGAUGACAUUUUUGAGGAAUCAGAUGUUAAAGAUAACGAGGAUUUCAGAUUCGAUGGAUUCAGCAUUAAUGACUGCAAAGCACUGAUCCAGACCAAGCUUUCUGUAUCACCGGAUUCCAGACAUGGUCAUCUUUUCACCUGUAACCUCUUCUUGAAAACCACACUGUCAAAUGGAAACAUGCAGUGUAUAACCAUCCCAAGGAAGAAGCACAUUUUCACUACACGCAACCUAAAAAUGAAAUUUUUCAGUAGUGAUGUUUCUUGAACCAAAUGCACUUUUAAUUUUUUUUUUUUUUUCUUUUCUUUUUGACUUGAAUGCGGUUUACCUUAAUUCUGUUACUGGCUUGGUACUAUAGACUACGUAUGUUCUUUAGGAGUGUGACAUAUAUGAAGUACCUAAAGCCACACUAUUAGAAUAUAUUUAUCCUGUUUAGUUAUGAAGUCAAAGGUGUGAUUUUGUCCUGCUAAGUUCAUCUCUCUUUCUUACAGUAAAUCGAGCUGCAGUCACACUUUAGAGAUGCUCUGGUGGACUGCUCUCCUGAACUACUGACCUUUCAGGCCUUAAUAUGGAUCAAAAACCUUGCUUCCCUGCCAAAAUCUAAACGUACCUCAGGGGUGUUGUAAAGUGUGCCUUGUCGCCACCUCUCCUCAUAUUUGGUCCGGUUUGGAUCAGCUGCGAUCUCUUACUUUGCCACUGCUGACCGUAAUGAGAGGAGCCUUCUGCAUCUGGUGGCUUUCGGAAAAUAAAACUGUUUUAACUUUUGAUAAAGCCUUACUGUGGUAACAUGGGUAGAGUCAGUGCAAGGUUUUGUUCUGGCAGUGGUUCCUAACAGAAAUAAAUCACCUUUCUGGAGCUGGUGGUAACGGGAUUUCCUGGAUCCAUUCAGCUACCAAACACUGGCACCACGCGUAGCCAUGCUUCUU